AUGGGGAAGGCGCGGCCGGUGGGGCAGCGUCCAGUCCCGGCAAGAUGCCAGGAGUGGGAGAGGGGCGGCUGUGGGCCCUGGGGGCCCCGAGAGGCUAAAGGCUACAAUAGCUGGACCGGGGAGAGGCAAGCCCCCUCAGAUUCGCCUCAGUUUCCCCAGGCCUUAAAGGUCUUGGGUGGCCUUGGAGGCCGGGUCAAGAGACAGCCAUCCGUGCUGGCCAGGAGGGACGGGGAGACAGACAGACCCAAAAUGCCAGGGUGCUCACAGGACUGUGUCACUCCCAGCAGACUCCCACUGGUACUCAGGCCCUGUGAGAAACAGGGUCCCCAGAGGGGCAGCGGCUGGGAACUGGCUGGGGGCCAAGGCUGGGCAGGAAGGCGGGUGGAAGCUGCCCAGCUGUGCACCAGGGCCUUUGCACAGACCCUGCACCUCACAACUGUUCCCACCACCACCUGCCCAGCCCCUCACCCUCCACUCACCAGACCCUCCAGCUACUCUGUAGACAGGGGUCCCACUGUCCAUCUCCGAAGCCGGUGCAUGACCCAGUCCGGCCAGAUUCAGGUCCUCCAUGGCACUGCCCAGGCCCCAGCCCGUUUCCUGAGUGGUUGUACCCGCCCACAGCAAACCAGCUCUGUGGUUGGCAGUGGUGUGCUGCCUGGAGUGCCGGCCACCAUGGCCCUCGCCGCAGCUGCCCCCAACGUCACAACCAACGGCAGCUCCGCACUGUUGCACCUGCUGGCACAGCUGGACGAGGAGCUGUACGCGGCCUUCCCCGGCCUGUGGCUGGCGCUCAUGGCGCUGCACGGGGGCAUCUUCCUGGCGGGGCUGCUGCUCAACGGGCUGGCCCUGUAUGUGUUCUGCUGCCGCACACGGGCCCGGACACCCUCGGUCAUCUACACCCUCAACCUGGUGGUCACCGACCUGCUGGUGGGCCUGUCGCUGCCCACGCGCUUCCUGGUGUUCUACAGCGCGCGUGGCUGUCUGCGCUGCGCCUUCCCGCACGUCUUCGGCUACUUCCUCAACAUGCACUGCUCCGUUCUCUUCCUCACCUGCAUCUGCGUGGACCGCUACCUGGCCAUCGUGCGCCCUGACGGUGCCCAGCGCUGGCGCCAGCCCUCCUGCGCGCGGGCCGUGUGUGCCUGCGUGUGGCUGGCAGCGGGCACCGUGACUCUGUCCGUGCUGGGCGUGACGGCGGGCGAUGGGCCCUGCUGCCGGGCCGUGGCACUGACGGUGCUGCAGUUCCUGCUGCCCCUGCUGGUGCUCAGCGCCUUCACAGGCCGCAUGGUGUGCGCCCUGUCCAGGCCCGGCCUGCUUCCCCAGGGCCAGCAGCGCCGAGUGCGAGCCGUCCAGCUGCUGCUGACCGUGCUGGGCAUCUUCCUCGUGUGCUUCACCCCCUUCCACGCCCGCCAGGUGACCGUGGCACUGUGGCCCAACGUGCCGCGCCACCCAAGCCUAGUGGCCUACCACGUGGCUCUGACACUCAGCAGCCUCAAUAGCUGCCUGGACCCGGUGGUGUAUUGCUUUGUCACCAGCGGCUUCCAGGCCACGGUCCGCAGCCUCCUGGGCCGGCCAGGGGCUGAAGCUGAGCCCAGCCGUGGUGACACAGUGGGCCUGCACCAGAGCUCCAAGGGCACCAGGCCCAGCCCCUGUACUCUUCCAGCAGCGCUGGCCAAUGGGCCCAAGGCUUAGCCAG
Messenger RNA from Suncus etruscus (white-toothed pygmy shrew), 1693 nucleotides. RefSeq names its product G protein-coupled receptor 20 (gene GPR20). Bases 1 to 1689 code for a protein of 562 amino acids. Gene Ontology annotation, cellular component: membrane. Gene Ontology annotation, molecular function: G protein-coupled receptor activity. The record is from RefSeq and is a predicted model, not a curated record. The transcript has 7 exons. Lineage: Eukaryota; Metazoa; Chordata; Mammalia; Eulipotyphla; Soricidae. Gene Ontology annotation, biological process: phospholipase C-activating G protein-coupled receptor signaling pathway; positive regulation of Rho protein signal transduction.